AGCUUCAGCAAGGGUGGGGCUUGCAGCAGUCGGACGUUCCUAGAGAAAGUCUUCCUGGUCCUACUGCUGGCCGUGUUUGCUGCUCUGGUGGCUGUCGUGGUGGUGCUGAUCGUCGAGAAAACCAAUGACGACAAGCCGGUGACGUCGCAGGACACUGUUAUCAAAAAGCAAGGUGAGGUUGAUGUGAGCGGCUGAGCUUGUUAUCAUAGGUGAGGUGCUGUCGGUAGAGGAUCCUAAGAGGUGGUUCUUUGACCACUUGCUGCUGUAUCGGGAUUUUUUCACCCAGUAAAGAAAAUAUAUAAAGACAGAUAUAUAAAACUGUUUGUAAUAUCCUUUACCCUAGACAUGGUCCCCAACCCACCCCAGACAUGGUCCACACCCUACACAUGGUCCCCAACCCUAGACAUGGUCCCCAACCCUAGACAUGGUCCCCACCCUAGACAUGGUCCCCAACCCUAGACAUGGUCCCCAACCCUAGACAUGGUCCCCAACUCUAGACAUGGUUCCUUACCCUAGACAUGGUCCUCAACCCUAGACAUGUUCCCCACCCUACACAUGGUCCCCAACCCUAGUCCCCACCCUAGACAUGGUCCCCAACCCUAGACAUGGUCCCCAACCCUAGACCUGGUCCCCAACCCUAGACAUGGUUCCCAACCCUAGACAUGGUCCCCAACCCUAGACAUGGUCCCCAACCCUAGACAUGGUCCCCAACUGUAGACAUGGUCCCCAACCCUAGACAUGGUCCCCAACCCUAGACAUGGUCCCCAACCCUAUAUAUGGUCCCCAACUCUAGACAUGGUCCCCAAUUCUAAACAUGGUCGCCAACUCUAGACAUGGUCCCCACGCCUAGACAUGGUCCCGUCCCCAACCCCAGACAUGGUCCCUAACCAUAGACAUGGUCCCCAACCCUAGACAUGGUCCCCAACCCCGAACAUGGUCCCCAACCCCGAACAUGGUCCCCGAAGCAAACAUAUAAAUGACUCGUACACAUCCCCCCCCCCCCCCCCCCCCCGAAAUCUUGCAAUUAAAAAUUGUAUUACACUUGACAUGCGCAUUUAUAUUAAAUACUAGUAAUACCCCCCAUACCCAAACGAUGGCGGCGACAAUGCGUGAACUUCACGUCUACUAAAGUGACUUGACAAGACAACACAUUCGAGUAAAGCACUUCAUAAGAAACACAAUUUGUGCCGCUUCUGGGAAUUUUAAUUGGACGCGCCUGUUUACUACAGCGUUAGAGCAAUACAUUCAUGCAUGCCUAGAAAAUAUUUUAUCCUUCUCAAAAAUCUUUAAGUUCCACGUAUUCUACAACGCAGAACAACUUCACGGGAGGGAUACAUUUAAACGUAGCAAACGUUGUUGGAUGCUUGAUGGACGACACUGUGCGAUUCAUUAAAUCUGGUCAGGCAUUCACAACAAAGGUUACGAAAGGAUUUCCCUGUUGUUAUCCACCCCUAUAAGGGUGUAAGGGGAAUAUGGUGGGCCGGGGGGGAGGGGGGGGGAGUGCAGACUUUAAGUUGAUUAUCUCUACGAAUAAAUAUUUUGCAAUUUUAUUUUUAAUGGAUAGAAAUUUUAAUUGUUUAUUUUUAAAUCCAUGGCAACAAUUGUAUCACAUCGACCGCUUCACUUUUGUUUUAAUUUCACUUUCAUACCAUGAAAAUAUGGGUGAGAAAAUAGUUUACUAUUAGUAUAAAUUGUUUUUGUUUUUUUAAAUUGAAAAAAAAACAAUCACUACUCCUUGCCUAUUUCUUGUUUGAGAUACAUAUUGAAUUACCGCGAACUGUCACGUGAUAUCAGCAGCUCUCAACCUGUGGGUCGCGAUUUCUUUGUGUGUGUGUGUGGGGGGUGGGGGGGGUCGAACGACCUUAAGACCACCGGAAAACAUGUAUUCAUGAAGUAGCAACGAAUAUAACUUUAGGGUUGUGGGUCACCACAACAUAAGGAACUGUAUCAAAGGGUCGCGGCAUUAGGAAGGUUGAGAACCGCUGUGUUAGAUGGGCGAUCAGGGUAGAAUGGGCGGACCGCAUUCACCACAAAGGUUACGAAAUUAAUUCUUUGGCGUUAUCCGCCCCUUAUCUUACAGACUUGGGGAACUGGGACAAGGGGCGGUAAAUAUGGUCGGAAGGGGGAGAUAACAAAGGUUCAUACGAUUGUGGCACACGUGUAAUUAUCAAACGUCGUAGUGUCCUGUUGUUUUGUUGUUGUUUUUUUUUAUUUUAAUCGCUUCCUUUGCUAGCCCAACAUUUUUUUAAGGACGUGUUGAGCGGGGAGGGGGGGGGGUGUAAUUAUUUGCCAUCCCUUAAACACGUGUUUAGGUUCAUCAAGGCAUCGCUUAGUGUCAGGUCCCUUAACUCUUUAUGCGCUGUAUGUUUAAAAUUAUCCAGGGAUUUUCUUUUAUCGAGUUGGAGUUCUCUCUCUUGGCCAUAGCUUUAAAAUAGUGCUCCGACUACAACUCAUGAAUUAUGCAGAAAUAUAUGAUACAUUUUUUUGUUCUGCUGUUGAUUAAAAAAGUUGUUCCCAAACGAUGGGCUCCGCGAUCACUUCAUAAGAAGUUGAUUCGUGGCCGUUUUUUUGGAAAUUCCCUAAACACUAUUAACUUGUAUGAAAUAGGAUAGGCUAAAUACCCCUACCCCCUAGGGUUUCUUUCAGCUAUAUCUCGGGAGGGGGGGGGGCAAUACCCCGGGGAAAUCCAAGUGCCCCCUGGGGCAAAAACUACAUCCAACAAUAAANAAAAGUGUAAUCUAAAAAGGAAUGAAAUUGUUCCUUGUGUCACACAUUAUUUCUUUUAGACAUUGUUAGCCUCAAAAAUUUCCCCCAACUUUUUUUUUUUUUUUUUUUAAAUUGUUUUUAAAAAGGAUUCUGAACGGCAAAAAAGGUUGGGGAAGAGGUUGGGAACCACUGGGUUAAACUAUCAUUAAAUGCGUAACAGUGCAUCCCCUCAGCAGAACAUCAAAUGCUCAUGUAGAAUAUCAAGUAUCCAUGUAUCAAAUAGAAUACCAAUUACCGGAGUAGAAUAUCAUUCGUUUCAUAUGAGCACGUGAUGCAAUCCAAAUAUCUUUUUCUUUUUUUUUAACAUUUUCUAUGACCAUCCUCCGUGUUGGGCCGCCAUGCGUUUAAACACCUUGUUGUGCGUUCUUAUUUUCACGGAUAUUUAUUCUUGCUUUGUGGGACCCUGUACGUAAAUAACUUGUAUUUUAAUUUUCGAUAAUUGUCUUGAGUUCAUUUUAGUUUUCGUAAACAGGUUUUCCCCAUUUACAGAUAUUACUCUUUUUUUUUUCAAACGCUACCCUAUAUUCAAAUAUUAACUCAUUUAUAAAUAUUACAUUAUUGACAGAGUAUACCUUGUUUACAACUAUUACCUUAUUUACAAAUAUUUCCUUACUUACAGAUGCUACAGAUGUCUGCCUCAGAAAAGAUUGUGUUGUGGCAGGUGAGUUGUUGCAUUCAUUUUUUCUUUCAUUUAAACCGAAGCGAUAGAGCUAAUUUGGCAAAUAAAUUAGAAGCAUUUACACGCAGUCACACAAAUAUUAAAUCAUUCACGUUUUCGAGAUUAAUGAUAUUUUAAUCCCAAGAAUGAAUAAUCUGAAAUGUAUUGUUACCUAAACACACUUGAAAUUUUUUUUUUAGAAUUUAAAUUCCUAUUCAGUCUCAAGGUGUUUUUUUUUUUUUUUUAAGAUAAAAUGUGUCAAAUUAAUCAUUUAUAUUUAAUAAAAACAGAAUGUUAAUUAUUCUAAAAUUCAAAAUUCCUUUUCCUUUAAAUUUUUAGAGUCUUUCUUUUUUUUUUUUUUUUUUUCCUAUUCAGUCUCAAGGUGUUUUUUUUUUUUUUUUAAGAUAAAAUGUGUCAAAUUAAUCAUUUAUAUUUAAUAAAAACAGAAUGUUAAUUAUUCUAAAAUUCAAAAUUCCUUUUACUUUAAAUUUUUAGAGUCUUUCUUUUUUUUUUUUUUUUUUUUUUUUUUUUUUUUUGAAAUUAUUUUUUUUUUUUUUUUUUUUAAUUUUUUUUUUUUUUUUUUUUUUUUUUUUUUUUUUUUUUUUUUUGUUUUGGAAACUAAAUUUGUAAUUUCUGUGUCUGAGAUAAUGUAAAAGUUUCUCCACCAUUUCCCAAACACCAUUUUUGACAGCUGCCCGCAUUGAGCAGGGCUUGGACUACAGCGUGAAACCAUGUGACAACUUGUACCAGUUCGCGUGUGGUCGUUGGAUGAAGGAGAACGUCAUUCCGGAGGACAAGGCCAGCCUGACCACGUUCAGUCUCCUGAGUGACAAGAUCGACAUCGUCAUCAAAAGUUGGUCUUCACUUUGGUCAAGUUUAGAGAUUACUGUAUUUUUAACACUCUUAAGGCUUGAUUGUUUUUUUUUACAAUAUUGUACAACAAAGGAGAGGCAAGUAAGAGCUUAAAAUGAUUUGCCAGCUGGGAUCAUUGGUAAGAACAGGUCAGUGCAGAGGCCGAGACAACCGAGUAAAUCACUCUGGAUCCUGUCCAUAUGGGGGGGGGGGGAGGGGGGGUCCCAAGAGCGGAAAUUUUAUUUUAUACAAUUAUUUUGACAUUUUUUGGGGGCCCAAAAUCUGAUUUUUUUUCUCUGUGCCCCAAACCCUUCUGCACGACCCCGAGUAUAAGAGAACGAUACUAAAUAGCAUAUGGUGAAAUGCCAAACACAAAUAACGUCCCCGUCUGUUGUAGUUGUCGCCUACAGCAUCUGUAAAAGUAUGGACGCCCGAACUCUUUGUGAUCCUUAAUGAAGGCUUAACGAAACUUUGAACACUUGGAAAACGAACAUUGUUUCAGUUUUCCAUCCUUAUAAAACAAACACAUAUUUAGUUUGUUUUUAAACUCGUAUAAAACCAACCCUUGUUUCAGACCUGCUUGAAGAGCCUCAAAAGCCCACAGACCUGAACAGUAUAAAAAAAGCGAAGGAUCUCUACGCUUCCUGUCUCAAUGUCGGUAAGUGACCACUGGUCAAUGAAUGUUUGAAAUUGAGGGACAUGUAUUUGAAGUUGGGGUGGGGGUAUAUAUGAAUCUCCGUGAUACUACUUAAAUCACGAGCGUUGGGCCAGUAUUGAGUGGUGGGCCAAUAUGUGAGUUGUUGUCCAAUAUGUGAGCGGUGGGCCAGUAUGUGAGCGAAUGGCCAGUAUUGAGUGGUGGGCCAAUAUGUGAGUUGUUGUCCAAUAUGUGAGCGGUGGGCCAGUAUGUGAGCAGUGGGCCAGUAUGUGAGCGGUGGGCCAGUAUGUGAGUCGUUAGCCAGUAUGUGAGUGGUGGACCAGUAUUUGAGUGGUGCACCAGUAUGUGAGUGGUGGACCAGUAUGUGAAUGGUGGGCCAGUAUCUCAGUGGUGGGCCAGUAUGUCAGUGGUGGGCACUAUGUUAGUGGUGGGCCAGUAUGUGAGUAGCUGGCCAACACCUUAGCAACGAGCCAACACAUGUGCAGUUGACAGGCACGUAAAUGGCGGGCCGAAGUGUAAGUUGCGGGCCAACAUGUAAACGAUGGGCCAGCACGUGAGUGGCCGGCUAACGUGUUAGCCACGGGCUGGCAUGUGCGGGCAAGGUCCACAUUUGAACGAUGGGUCAACGUGCCAUAAACAGAUAACUUACAGGAUAAUUCCCAAACCUUCCCAAAGCCAUGGUUGAAGAACCAAGUGAGAUUUACCCAACAGAAAUAUCCGGAGAGGGCUUCCUGUAGGCGAUGUAACGUAACUCCUGCAACGAACCUAGUGCCCAGCUCAACCAUCUAUUGAUGUUCCUUUGGAUUCAAUAUCUGCGUGGAAAUGGGUAUCCUGUGAAUGGGAACCAGAGUAUUCUCCAUAAAAGCACCUUUUGGUAUCGCAUACGGAUGCAAAAAAAAAAAUAAUAAUAAUAACAAUAACAAUAAUAACUUUUAAUGGACAUUCCCUGACUGUGCUUGGGAUUGAGUGAUUCAGAGUAGAGUUUUUAAGUGGGGAAAAGUUUCGCAUUGGCUUCAAGUUGAGUUGCAGUGUCGAGAAAAAUUGCGAACUUUCAGGACAGAUGGAGCCGUCUCGCAUCUCAUUCGGGUCUUCAUUAUAAGUUCGUGUUAGAGAGUAAAUCGGAUUAUCUUUUCGUCUGAGAGACGCUCCGGGGGGGGGGGGUUUGUAAAUAGAAUAUAAUCCAGUAUUUCAAAGUUGAUUAAUCCUGUACAGUCAGAAAAAAAUGACGUCACUGGGAAUGAACGCAAGAGAGAGAGUUGACUUAGCGGGAGAAUUUAAAAUGAAGUUUAUCUGAUGAAAAUAGUCUCUCCCAGAUUUGAUCAAUAAGAGGGGCGACAAGCCGCUGACUGAUCUGCUGCUCAAAGAGUUUGACGGGUGGCCCCUGACCAACAGUCGAUGGAACGAAUCGGGCUUUGAUCUGGUCAGGACCCUCAGAAAACUGAACCAGCACGGCGUGUACACGCUGAUCGUCUUGUACCCAGCCACGGACAGCAAGAACUCGUCCAAAAGAAUUCUAAAGGUAAGGUCUAUUACCGUUUGAUGUUGCCGGGGACUAACGGAAAAAAGCUCUAUUACCAUGUGGUGUUCCUAGAAACGUUCCUAGUUAAUUUUUGUUUUCAUAUGGUGAAUCCCAUUGACCGAUUACGUCGUACAGUUUUAAUAUUAUGCAUGUAAAAAUUUACUUCAAAUAUUACACGUACAAACGCCGAGGAUAAGAUUCGACAUGAAGUGGUUUUACCGUCGUGUUUCAACUUUCCCCCAGACUUUUUCGACACCAAACGCUGGUUAAGUUACCCGUAAACCAGACGUUGCUAUAAGGCUCUCAUCACUUUCCUAAUCUCGUCAAGACCACAACGAAAUGCGUUAUCAUCACUGAGUGUAGUAUCUAAAAAUUGUCUGAAAAGCUGUGAGGUCACUUGGUCAAGUCAAUCGGUUUAUUUCUAAAAGAAUUAAAAACAAAAAGAUCGAAUGUCUUUUACUCCCUUAAAAUACUUCCCUUCAGGCUCAGUAGAGUGCGCUAAGCAGGGCCGGCCCUAACAAUUGCGGGGCCAUACGCGAAACGGAUUGCGCGGGGGCCCAGUCUGGGUAGGGAUAAGGAUUAUAGGUGAAAAUUAAGAUUUUGUAUUAGAAAAAAAAAAGUGCGGGGGCCCAAUGCGGCCGCAAAGGUUGCAGUGGCCUAAAGCCGGCCCUGGCGCUAAGAAUGCGUUAAAACUAGUUUGAGAACCACUGCUUUAACCACUUUAUUCCAACAGCUAGGAUCAGUAUAAGUCGAGGAAGGUGGGGGUGAUGAGUUUAGGUACAAGAAUAUGAGUAGAAUAAGUUAAAGGUAAUUUGAAAUGGUCACAAUGAAUGUGUCGGCAAAAAGCCGUCUUCGACGAACAAUCAAAAUAAAAUAACUUAUCUGAUGCCGUGGAAUGUUCCAGAUAAAUCCAUGAUGUCUAUGGUCCACCUUGAUCAGUAUUCAGUAUUUCUCGAGGGCACUAACUGCAUCUGAUCUGAAAUUAACCAAAUUUUAUGUUUUCACGUGAAUGAAAUCUCCGUUUAAAGUUUAAAUUGUUUUCAUUUAUUUACUUUUUUUUUUGUUUAGAUUGAUCAAACAUCGUUUGGUAUGCCAGGACAGAAAUAUUAUUUGGUACCCAGAAAUGACACAAUGCUGAUGGCCUACGAGGACUUGAUCUACGGGCUGGCUAACCUCUUGGGGUUCGCUAAUUCAACAACUGCCCGGAAUGAUGUGAAAGGCAUUGUCGACUUUGAGAUCGACUUGGCAAAUGUAAGCUCUGCAUAUGUAUUGGAGAUACAAUAGUACAGUAAAAUUGUUGUUACCAAACACAUAUGAGUUAUGCGGGAAAUAAAAUAUCGAUACUGGUUGAAAACAUUCAUGGAAAGUGGGUAAACAUUUCAGCUAUAAGAAUUCUGGAUAUGGGAUAUAUGUGAAGAGCUUGACUGAAAGUAUAUAGUGGAUUAAGGUAAAGAACUUAGAUGGCAAGUCGAUAUUUGAUCAAGUUAGAGCAGUCGGGAUUGCAGGGUGACUCGGAUAUGUAGGGGCCUUAAAAUUGUGAUGAGAAAAAAAAUUAUCAUCAUUCAAGGGGGUGGGGGAGCAGAAAACCGAAAGUGACAUGUGGCCUCCAAAAGUCACGUGACGACUCUGAAUACAGGAGAAACUGGAAAGUAGACAAAAGGUAAGGAUGAGUCUAAUGUCAAUUUUGAAAGUAGACAAAGGCUAGGAUGAGUUUAAUGUCAAUUUUGAAAGUAGACAAAGGCUAGGAUGAGUUUAAUGUCAAUUUUAAAAGUAGGCAAAGGCUAGGAUGAAUUUAAUGUCAAUUUUGAAAGUAGACAAAGGCUAGGACGAGUCUAAUGUCAAUUUUGAAAGUAGACAAAGGCUAGGAUGAGUUUAAUGUCAAUUUUGAAAGUAGACAAAGGCUAGGAUGAGUUUCAUGUCAAUUUUGAAAGUAGACAAAGGCUAGGUGUCUAAUGACAAUUUUGAAAGUAGACAAAGGCUAGGAUGAGUCUAAUGUCAAUUUUGAAAAUAGACAGGCUAGGAUGAGUCUAAUGUCAAUUUUGAAAGUAGACAAAGAUUAGAAUGAGUCCAAUGUCAAUUUUGAAAGUAGACAAGGCUAGCAUGAGUCCAAUGUCAAUUUUGAAAGUAGACAAAGGCUAUGAUGAGUUUAAUGUCAAUUAGUAUUAAUCAUUUUAUUUCAUGCCCAGAUUUCUGUGCUUGCUGAGAACAGACGAGACAACAAUGCUCUUUACAACCCUAUGACAUUGGCGGAAGUUCAAGGCAACUAUAGUCAGGUUAGUAGGGGAAUUUAACAAGGGAUUUCUAUUUCAUUCGAUAGGAAAUAAAGAAGUUUCAAUUGAAAACAUUUGAUUUUUUUUAACUGAAUUAAAAUUCUCCAGGUACUUGUAACUAGAUAAAAAAAAUAAUUUGGACCAGUUAGAGGAGUCUAUAAAAAUGUAAUUUAUUUAUAUACACCAUCUUAAGCGAUCCUAGCUGUUUCUAGUUGUUGGCAGAUUUCUGUAUCACUGCAACAAAUUAAUGUUGUUUAAUUUUUUGUUGAAAUCUGCUACAGUCACAAUGUAAGCACUGCUUUAUUCCCCCCCCCCCUUUCCUUUUUUUCCCAACCUACUAAAAUACGAUUAUAACUCGUUCAGAAUCUAUGUCGAUAUUAGGUGAUCACAGUCUGAAUAAUUCCUAUUUGAAUACUUCUUUCCCUUACUUAGAAAAAUAAAGUGUUGUUUUCAAACAAAAAGUCUGGAUGCGGUAUCUAAAUUAUCUUAAUGGAUCCAGAUAUUUUCGUUUCCAGCAAUUUGAUUUUCUGAGGUUCGUGAAUGAAACAUUCUCAUGUCCUGGCGUAUGCAUCACGGACUUGACCGAAAAUGAAGUAAUCAUCAACCACUCGCCACUCUACUUCCAGAGACUCAUGGGUCUCCUUGAGAAAACACCCAAGAAGUAAAGUUUUAAUUUUUUUUUUUUUAGUGUUUCUUGAUGCAACUUGACAGAAAUACUGCACAAUGUGACAGUUUUAAUAAUCAAUAUUAGUCAUGAUCUAUUCGAAACAUUUAUUAAGAAGUUUAUGUUUAAAUUAUUUUAGGACAGUUGCCAACUACGUUAUAUGGCGUCUUAUAUUUUCAUUGGCUGUCAACCUGGGAGACCAGUACAAGGGUUUGAUGAGCUCAUACAAAAAGGUACGCUUUGAACAGUUAUUGGCAGCUAUCCUUUAUAACAAACUAGACUAAAUUGAAGUAUUUUGGCCUAGAAAAAUAUUUUGAUAAAAAUUUAAAUCUAGACUUUUAUUAAGGCAUCACCUGUUGCCUACAAGGAGAUUUUCCUAGGCUUUAAGUUUUCAUCUCUUAACUUGCGCAGUCUAUUAGUUAAGGUAAGAAAAGGCUUUUAAAAAAUUGGGUAAUUUACGAAACAAUUAAUAAAACGAUAAAUCCUGGAUUUAUUUCAAAAGUCAAUCUUUCACCAUCUUUCGAACAAUCUUUGUAUCUGAGGGUAUUUCUUUCUGUAUCAGACUCUCUUCGGUACUGAAACAGAGCGUGCAAGGUUCAGGACUUGUGGGGCAUACACAAGCUAUUUUAUGAGUUUAGCCGUGGGUCGGAUGUUUAUCAAAGAUAAUUUUGAUGAAGAAACAAGAAACAUUGUAAGUUUUAAAUAUCAAGACGGAAUUUAAUUUAAAUCUUUCAAGGACACAAAGGGUGCCCGAUCAUAAUAUUAUUAUUGGUUUGUUUAUAGUGUGGUGUUUAAAGCGCCAUUUAAUUAAUUUAACAUUGUGGUGCUAGAUUUUUAAAUAUAAAUGGAAGAUUGAACAAAUAAAUACAAGUUAGGGUGAAGCUUUACAUUGAGUAGAACUAUCUGACAUGUAUCGGAGAAGGUUCUUCUAAGCAAGCAGGCAAUAAAAAAAGUGGGAAAACGUGUUGUUUUUUUUUUAAAUUGUAAAAUUAAAGAGACAUGUAACACAAUAAAAAUUUCUGAAUGGCUGAAAGGUUUGGACUUUGCAAAACUAAUUGAUACAACAACAAUUUUAAUUAUGUUUAAACUAUUUCCUGAUUCAUUUUGGAAAUUUUUUUUUAAAAUCUGAGUCAACAGAGUGUUGUGUAAUCUUUAGGUAUAUAGGAAGUGAUCAAUUACAUUUGACUAUUACAGAUCGACAUGAUGAUAACUGGCAUUAAAGCGUCCUUUAACAGUCUGGUGGAUGACCUUGACUGGUUGGAUGCUGAGACAAAGGCGUUAGCAAAAGACAAGGUUUGACGUCACUCUUGUCAUAAUGACCUAAUUAUUUGUUUUUGUUCCUCUUCGGUUUAUGUCGGUUCGCCACUCAGCUGACUGAGAUACUUUUUUUCUCUCGCGACCCGUGACUCCCCACCCCCUUCCCCAAGCCUUCUUUAUGUGUCCUUGAGUGAGUUUGUUUUCUUGCACACAGUAGCGCUCAAAAUAAAUUUGAUAUAUCCUUUAUAUUCUCUUGGAUAGCGUGACCAUCUGCAGACCCGUUGGUAUUCUGGGGUAAUCAGGUGUUAUGUAAUGUUUUAUGGUAUUUAAAAUUUAAUCUUUUUACAGAUUUUGAUCGUUACAUAAACUAUAGAGAAAAUGCCGAGAAAACCGAUACUAAAGCUGGUGAUGCUAGAUUUUACUCAAUUUAAUUAUACGAUUAAUUUUAAAUUUAAAUUCUAAAAUAAUAAUAAUAAAAACUGUCGGUUUAUAUAUAGUGACUAAGUAAGAAAAGUUCAGACAAAAAAAGUCUGCAUCACCAUAGAACAUAAACAAACUUUUCCCAAAUAAGGGAAGGGAGGGUUGGUACAGGGCUACACAUUUAAUCGACGACGUUAACGUCUACAAAAAAAAAGCUUUAAAAAUUAGGGGAACACACAGGCUAUAACACCUUCCCUCUUUACAAAAAAAAAAAAAAAAAAAAAAAAAAAAAAAAAAAAAAAAAAAAAAAAAAAACAAAAAAAAAAAAAAAACUACACAAAAAAAAAAAAAAAAAAAAAAAAAAAAAAAAAAAAAAAAAAAAAAAAAAAAAAAAAGGAUUUUCUUUUUUUUUAAAUUGGAAUUCUUUUUCCAAUAAAGAAAUAAACACAAAAUACAAAAUAAUAUAAUUCUUUUUUAUACUAAAAAAAAAAAAAAAAAAAAAAAAAAAAAAAAAAAAAAACAAAAAACACAAAAAAAAAAAAAAAAAAAAAAAAAAAAAAAAAAAAAAAAAAAAAAAAAAAAAAAAAAAAAAAAAAGGAUUUUCUUUUUUUUUAAAUUGGAAUUCUUUUUCCAAUAAAGAAAUAAAAACAAAAUACAAAAUAAUAUAAUUCUUUUUUAUACAAAAUAGUUCACAAAAAUUGCUUAAAAACUUAACAGAUAAGCAGUUACAUAACUUCAAUGGACAGUCAAAUUAGUCUCUUGACAAAGUGUCAACAGUAACAUUAUGUUUGCCUCAAUAUGUUUUAUAUCCAAGUGAUAUUCUUGUAGAGAUAAACUCCGCCUAAGUAACCUUUGAUCUUUGGAAACCAUCUAGUUAAGGGAUUGUGGUCUGUAAAAAGCAAGUACUGGAUGCAACGAACAACUUUUAAAAAUAUCAACUUGUUGCAAAGUAAGAAUUUAACCUAGCCCUUCUUUUUCAGUUGUGGAGUAAUUCUUCUGAAGGGGAUUAAAUUAAAUCCUUCCGAUACGAAAGGCAUAAAUAUUGAUGAACAGCAGGAGUUUCUGAUGCAGAAGUUUAGACCUUGGUAGGAAAACUCUUGUCGGAGUCUUGAGAUCAUAUGAGCCAGAAUGAUGAAUACAUUGAUUGUGGGCCCUCGGAAUAUAGAAAAAGAAGAAGAUCAUCUGGUUAUGGUAGAAGAAGUAAAACUAAGGCUUCGGUAAAGCUUGACUUACUGUUCAGAAUAAAACUAUUUCAUGAGUCAUGAGAAGCAUCAACUUUUGGAUUUUGAAAAUAUGUUUCCAGAUGUGUGACGAGAUGUGCAAGCGGAGACUUUGUGUGGUGUACCAGUAUGCAUGUGUGGUGUACCAGUAUGCAUGUGUGGUGUACCAGUAUGCAUGUGUGGUGUACCAGUAUGCAUGUGUGGUGUACCAGUAUGCAUGUGUGGUGUACCAGUAUGCAUGGUCUUCUCAUUUUUUUUUCUUGAUUCUCUAGCAAUCAUCCUUAGUGUGAUCUUCUGUUUUUUUAUAAUAUGAAAAAAUGUCUCUUGUACUUGAUUCUUUUGUGCCACAAUUUGUUGAGAUUUGCAAAAAUUGAUGAUUUGGCUCUAUUAUGGUUGUAUUUUUUGUGUAAAACUGGCUCUUGGUGAAUUUAUACGAGAUGGUUAAGUUGUCGGCCAACACUAUUGCCUUAUGCACAUCAUUCUCGCAAUGGUCUGCAAUAUGUGUUCGCACGUCGAUAUGAACACCAUUCUUGAACUCCUCCAUCAGUACGAGGUCUGUUUAUCAGUGCCCUGUGAUUACUCAUAAUUUACAUUUUUUUUUGUAGUUCUUUUUCUCUUUCUCUCUUCGAGCAUCUAGCUCCAUUUGAUUUAGCUUUAGCUGGAGCUCCUUUCUAGGAUCAUUUAUUUGUUGACUGAGGCAAUAUUAUUCUCAGACAAAAGAUCUUCAUCCACUGCGUGGACGUUGAUUAAAUCUAGAACAGUUUUUUUUUUUAAAAAGUCAAGCUAACUUAUUACUAACUCGUUCACAAUGGAAUAUACGUCUUUUCUAGAACAUUUCUCUAAAAUCUCUUCUGACGGCUGGUAACAACAUGUUCUCUGGUUCUGGUAGUGUUCGUUGCUGCAUCCAUUUACUGGUAUCUUUGCAACUGUUGGGGAAGCGUCGUUGCUAUCCUAACAGCUCCUAGCAGAUGCCAGGGCAUUCUUGAAGCUUUCUUCUUGAACUUUCAUUAUUUCAGAAAUUACAAUAUAGUAAUAUAAUGGUUUUUUUAAGUUAUAUAAGACAAGCAGGUCAAGCAGAGCUGUCGCUUGACUUUUCGAGACCCCCUGCAACUUUUCGAUUUUUUUACUCCUUCGCUUUGCAUUCAGUGUUGAUAAUUAGAGCUCUAAAAUAUCCAAGUACCCCUGCAGUCGUAUGGUUGAGGUUAAAUGACACCCACAUUUCAACUAGCAUCUCUUCCGUUGCUCUCCAUUACGUGUAGAAUGUUGCUAAACUAAAUUUGGGUAUGCUCUAAAAUGAAUUCUUGCAUUUUUAAUAGAUCCAAAAAUUAUUUGUUCUAAAACGUUUUAAGGGACACGAAUACCUUAGAGCAAAAUGUAUGCCCUAAAGGGUGAAAAAUUAAACGAAUUUUAAUUCAUGUUUGGCUACAGAUAUUAUUGAUCUUUGUUAUGGCUAUUUUUGGCACUUCCGACCCGAAAGUCUGAAAUUCCCCAUUCUAAAUUGUCUGAAAGAAACACCAUAUUCAAGCAUGCGCGUAUAUGCAUCGCUCCAUUUUGAAACUGAACAAGAGCUUCCAACGCUCUCACAUUCUGCACGCCUCUUCCCUGACGCUGAUCAGUGUGACAGUACAACGUAGAAUCUAAUGGUUUGCAAAUGAUUACUCUGCGGUGCGCCACAACUGGAGGGAAAUCAGUUUAUGUAUGGCACUGGGCACCAUUAUGCUUGCCCCGGAUGUUUAAAAAAUUCCGGCCGCAAACAAAAGAAAAAUUGAAUUCAGGUAUAGUUAAAAAUGCACAUUUUGAUUCUGACGACACAUACCCAACUUUCACGAUACAACAUGCGCAGUCAUACGAAAAUUCACAUUUUAAAUUGUGUUAUCGCAUUAGCGUAUUGGCAAUUGAUGCAUUGUUCGGAUGACAUCUAGUAGUUAAAACCUUUUUUUCUUUAAGAAUGAAGGCAUUACAUCAAAAAUUGGAUACCCCAAGGAGUUGUUGAAUGACACGUAUCUUGAGGAUUUCUAUUCAAAUGUGAGUUUUCUUUCAGAAUAUAAAAUGCGAUUGCUUUCCUCAUACAAAGAAGAGAAAAUUUCAUCACCUUCCUCAUAUAAGAAUUAAAAAAAUGUCAUAACCUUACUCAUAUAAAGAACAUAAAAUUGCUUCACCUUACUCACAUAAAGAAUUUAACAUAUACUCACCUAAUUCAUAUAAGAAUAUAAAAUGUAAUCAUCUUGUUCAUAUAAGAAUAUAAAAUGUCAUCAUCUUGUUCAUAUAAGAAUAUAAAAUGUCAUCAUCUUGUUCAUAUAAGAAUAUAAAAUGUCAUCAUCUUGUUCAUAUAAGAAUAUAAAAUGUCAUUACCUUACUCAUAUAAAGAAUCCUCAUACGCUUACUUACUCAUGUCUUACUCAUAUAUAAGAAUACAAAAUUUCUCGCAAUAUUCAUAUAAAGGUAUUUUUAUUUAACUUGUGUUGGGAUGAUAACACCAGAUAAUUUUUAAUCCACAGCCGAGUUGGGUUCUUUAGUUUACCGCCUCAACUCGUCUGAAGUCCACUCUCUCAAUUAAGAUAGCUGCCCGACUGGUCUGAAGUCCACUCUUUCAAUUAGGUUAGCUGCCCGACUGAUCUAAAGUCCACUCUCUCAAAUUAGGAUAGCUGCCCGACUGAUCUAAAGUCCACUCUCUCAAAUUAGGAUAGCUGCCCGACUGAUCUAAAGUCCACUCUCUCAAAUUAGGAUAGCUGCCCGACUGAUCUAAAGUCCACUCUCUCAAAUUAGGAUAGCUGCCCGACUGAUCUAAAGUCCACUCUCUCAAAUUAGGAUAGCUGCCCGACUGAUCUGAAGUCCAUUCUUCCUUAAAACUGUUUUAGAAGUUUGAUUAUGGGGCCAUAAAUGUCUUGUAUUCGCAGAUAACAAAUCUAAUAUUUAUUUCAGUGCCCUUCCCAUUUAAUUUACGUUUUGUUUGUACAUCUAACAGCUGACUUACAACAAAGAUGAGUACUUUGAAAAUGUUUUGAAGAAUAAUCGAAUACAUUUCAUCCAAUCCAUGCGGCACCUGAGGCAACCCAUCGACAAGGAACAGUAAAGAUCUGUUACAACUUAAUUAACCUACUUUAAUUGCAGGCCUAUUGCCGAACUUUUUUUUUUUUUCUGGUGCCAUCUCUGCUACUGGUAUUACAAACAUUACAUAGAAAUUUUUUUAAAUGACUCUUUACACUUGCAAAAGCCACGACAGUCUCGUGUGUGGUAUUUUAAAAAAAAAAAAAUGUAGUAUGGUUUAUUUAUCUUUACUUACGUCAAUGCCUUCAUUAUUAUGCUGAAGUAACACGGAGCAGAGACUGCAUUCAAGCCAAGUUCAUGUGAUAUUAAGAACAACAUUAUAUAACAGCUUAUUUCAUGGUCUAGUUAUUUUAAGGCCAAGUCUGUAAUAAGUUUAAGUCUACCAAAACAAGCCGCACCCGUUUUAAAGGAUUGGCUAUAUUUAUAAUGUUCCUUUCACAUUAAAUAGUUCAAGGUUCAAUUUUAACUCAUCAAGUUACUGGUGAUAUUUGAAAAUUAUUGUUUUCCCAGAUGGGAUUUCGCAGCUACAGACGUGAAUGCAAACUACCACCCAUCACGGAAUCAGAUUUGUGAGUGAUUGUGUGGCUCUGUGAGUGAUUGUGUGGCUCUGUGAGUGAUUGUGUGGCUCUGUGAGUGAUUGUGUGGCUCUGUGAGUGAUUGUGUGGCUCUGUGAGUGAUUGUGUGGCUCUGUGAGUGAUUGUGUGGCUCUGUGGGUGAUUGUGUGGCUCUGUGGGUGAUUGUGUGGCUCUGUGAGUGAUUGUGUGGCUCUGUGAGGGAUUGUGUGGCUCUGUGGGUGAUUGUGUGGCUCUGUGAGUGAUUGUGUGGCUCUGUGGGUGAUUGUGUGGCUCUGUGGGUGAUUGUGUGGCUCUGUGGGUGAUUGUGUGGCUCUGUGAGGGAUUGUGUGGCUCUGUGAGGGAUUGUGUGGCUCUGUGGGUGAUUGUGUGGCUCUGUGAGUGAUUGUGUGGCUCUGUGAGUGAUUGUGUGGCUCUGUGAGUGAUUGUGUGGCUCUGUGAGUGAUUGCGUGGCUCUGUGAGUGAUUGCGUGGCUCUGUGGGUGAUUGUGUGGCUCUGUGGGUGAUUGUGUGGCUCUGUGAGUGAUUGCGUGGCUCUGUGAGUGAUUGUGUGGCUCUGUGAGUGAUUGUGUGGCAAACAAAAUGGCAAUAUUUUUAUUGGGAAUUAAAAGACUACGCCAUAAGACUCGCACCCACUUUAAAGACGUAAAAUCUUACGGAUAUGCAGUCACAGAUUCCAUUUAUAAAACACCUGGAAGGAUAUCAUAGAAUUUUAGUGACGCAUUUAGACCAUGUGUUUUUUUGUUGUUGUAUGAACAAGUAAAAUUGAUCAACAUUGCCAGUUUCAAAUAUCGAAUCUACACUUUUUUUUAACAUAUUCUUUAUUACGGUAGUGCAUUCCUUGAAGUAAGAUCAAAAUUAUUUGCAUUUGUAUAAUAUGUGCUCACUGAGAAAAAUUUGACUUAAAAUUAUGCCUUAAAGAAGAAAGGAAAUCAACCCAAAAAAAUGUUUAUUAUAUUACACACCUUGGUGGAAGUAUCCACCUUAGUGGAAGUAUCCACCAUAAUGGGAGUAGCCACCUUGAUGUCAUUGAAUUAAUUUAAUAUGAUGUCAUUAACAGUUUAUAAAAAUCAUAACGCCAAUCAGAAAACAUGUUCAACCUCCCCCCCCCCAAACCACACCCCCUCUCCCUGCUUUUAAAAGACUCUUUGUAAGCGUUGUCGCCUCGUUUAUGCUUCUGACAAUACAGCGAUGUUAUCACAUUUUUUUGGGCCACCCUGUAGAUGUUUAAUUUUCCUUCUUUACAGGGAUACGCGCUGGAAUUCUCAGACCUCCGUUUUUUAGCAAGACGAAUCCUAUGUAGGUUAAUUUUUUUUUAUAAGGACAUACCCGGCAUAUGUUAAUAAGACUUAGUUUAGAGUUUAAUGGUGUUGUGCAUGCUGGUAGACUGGCUACACGCAGAGAGUGAUAAAGUCAUGUAGUGGCAUAAACAAUGUUGAACACCAUAUAAUUGAACUAAACGAAAAAAUUUCCCACUUUGAUAUUGAAAUUAGGACUAAACACUGUGUCCAUCAAUAUUGCAAUAUGUUACAUCUAAGCUGCACAUGGAAAUCAACUUUUUAAGCAAUCCACAAAAAAAUUAUACAACAUUAACACUUUUCCUGCCAUUCUCAGGUCUUUAAACUUCGGAGGUAUAGGUACGGUGAUCGGCCAUGAAAUCACUCAUGGUUUUGAUGACGAAGGUGAGGGAAUGCCCUCUAUAAUUUGCAUGGAAUAUGAAAUGAACCAUUGCAUUUUUUUUUAUAAAGGGAUAGCGAGCAGCGCGUUAAUUCACAACCGUAUAUACAUUUUUUUUAAAACUGGGAACUAACAUAAAUAUCUAUGUUUCCCCUAAAUAUUAUCCAAAUAAUAAAGUUAACAAUUAGACAAGCAUGAAAAUACACUUUACAUAUUUGUCACAAUUGUAAUUAAUUGACAAUCAAGGUAUGGAUCACCUCUUCAUUGGAUAAUCUUUUUUUUUUUUUUUUUUUUUUUUUUUUUUUUUUAUUAAUUAAAAUUUAAAAAGUUUUAAAUUUUAUUUUUUUUAAAAAAUUAAAUAAAAANUUAAUUCAUUCAAUGUGUAUCUUUAUGUGUUAGGAUAUUAACCAAAGGAAACCGGUUCAAAAAAAAAAAAAAGUCAAACGAAAUGUAAAGAAAUUUUGAUGAGUAAUCUGGCUUAAUUUUAUUGUAAAUUUUAUUUUGAUUUUAUAAGUACAUACUUAUAUGUACUUUUAACAAACUGUUCAGGUAAUCAACUUUAAUGAUGACAUAGACUUGGUCCCAAUCUGAAGAUUUAAAUUAUUGAAAAAUCCUUCUUCGAAUCUGUGGACACAUAGCAUUUCCAUUCACCAGAACUUCACAGCGGCACCAGUGUUCUGGAAUUUCAGCAUUUCAUUAUUAGAAUUCUGAUAUGUGUUACUCAGUUUCAUGAUAAAAAGUCUUUAUUUUUUAAGACAUAUUCCUGUGCUACAAAUACAGAACAUAGUUUAAUUUAUCCAUCAAACUUUGUUUAUAACGAUUGAUAUUUAAUUCAAGCAGUGGUUCUGUCCUUUGAGAUUUAGACCCAAUAAUUAAGAAUGAAUUUUGGAUUUCAUUGAUCCCCACUCAUAGAUAAUUCCAUAACUUUGUUGUUAAAUUUUAUUUUUUACAUUUCAAUUUAACAACAUGCACUCCUAUCUCAGGAUUCAGGAGUACUGAAAAAAAAUAUUUUGUUGAAACUUGAACAGACACAUUUUUAAAAAGAUUUUUAUCUCUACUUGUGCCACAAAUUAAGUAAGCAUUAAUUUCAACCUAAUUUGACCACAUUUUAGGUAAUUAAUCUCUAUGUAAUUAAUGAGUAAACAUUAAGUUCUUAUCAAAAAUUGUAUGCACAUUCGUUAAGCUCUUCCUUAGCUCAAUGUGUGCACUCUUCAGCUGAUAUUGUCAACAAAUUUAACUUGAAAAGUGCAUUUAAAGGGAUGACUAACAUAAUAAGUCAGUGUAUUCCCACUAACAUAUUCUCCCAUGUUUAAACACACACACUCUUCCUGUAAUAACUUGUAGGUCAUUCAACUAUGGCAGCAUCGGGUAUUUUCUAGGACAUGAGAUCACCCACAGAUUAGAUGACAAGGGUUAAAGUCAGUUUCUCCCCCUUGUCAAUAUACCUGCACAAAAUCUUGUACCUUGCACGUUUGUGUUUUUUUUAUGAUAAAGCACUUUAUUCAAUCACUCGUUACAUCAUAAUCCAUCUAUAAUUUAUUAAAAAUGCUUAUAUAUUAAACAAAACAAAUUUAUCGAAUGAUGGGAAAUUCUUAAUAUAAUUUCUGGCUAAAAAAUUAAGUGCAUCUUCAUAUUAAAUAUCAACAACUUUAAAAAUAUUUUUUAAAAUCAAAAUCAGUUGCACAUAUGAAGAGUUUUCAGUUAUAAACUUGAUUUUCAUCUAUUUCCCAGCGAUAAUAAAAACUAUUCUGGCCUUAAGUUUUUCCUUUGUGUGUGUACUCUAUUUCAUGUCUCUUCCUUUUUAGUUAUUUCAUAAUGAUCCUAGGUAGACGAAGACUCGAUUUUACUUUCAUCUAUCUGGUCAUUUUAUCGUCGCUGUUCUUGUAUCAAUCAGAAUAUGUUGUGUUUAAACAUUAUUAUGCUUCCAGUUUAUGAAAUGAAUCUCUUUCAGGUCGGCAGUAUGACAAGAAUGGUAACCUAGCCCAGUGGUGGCCACAGACAGCAGUGGACAAUUUCAAGACCAAGGCCCAAUGUAUCAUUGAUCAGUAUGGAAACUUCACUGUGUCCCAGAUUAACCAAAAAGUAGGCUGGGCCGUCUCUCAAACUCAAUGCAUCAAUAAUUUAAUAUCAAUACCUGUGUUAAUUGUACAGCUACAAUAAACAACUUCCGUCUCUACCACUUCAAUAAUUGCUGUUAUAUUAUCUGCAAACUCUACUAACUAACUACUGUAACAUAUAUAGGCUACCAUUUCAACUAUCUAUCCAUUACUGGCAUCCGUCCGUCACAAAGUGACGAUGGAGUGGGCUGGUGUUUUUGCUUGACUGGGCUCUGGCUGGAAUUGAACUCGAGACCACCAACUUGAGAUAUGCUCAGUUUAGUCCACUUGGUCACCCAGCAACUAACUACUAUAUCAUUGUAUACCACUGACGCCAUCUAUCAAGUAACCAUUGUAUCAUCUACCAUUUCUACCACCUAUCUACUACACCAUCUAUCUAUUAGACCAUGUAUGUUAUCUACCGUUUCUACCAUCUAUCUACCCACUAACUACUUUAUCACAUAACUUAAGUUCUUUCCACUUUCAGCUGAAUGGUAAAAAUACACAGGGAGAAAAUAUUGCUGACAAUGGUGGACUCCAGCAAGCCUACAAGG
This is a messenger RNA of Lymnaea stagnalis (great pond snail), 20227 nucleotides long. NCBI's taxonomy places the organism in Eukaryota, Metazoa, Mollusca, Gastropoda, Lymnaeidae. The record is from the annotation of a GenBank genome assembly.